Amblyraja radiata (thorny skate) is the source of this 999-nucleotide messenger RNA. Its product is annotated as zinc finger protein 239-like. Gene Ontology annotation, molecular function: RNA polymerase II cis-regulatory region sequence-specific DNA binding; DNA-binding transcription factor activity, RNA polymerase II-specific. The transcript is spliced from 2 exons. Gene Ontology annotation, biological process: regulation of DNA-templated transcription. NCBI's taxonomy places the organism in Eukaryota, Metazoa, Chordata, Chondrichthyes, Rajiformes, Rajidae. The record is from RefSeq and is a predicted model, not a curated record. The annotation marks the transcript as partial.
CUUGUGCACACGGGAGAACGCCCCUUCAACUGCAUAGAGUGCGGCAAGAGCUUCAAGAGGGCGGAUGUGCUGAAGGCCCACCAGCGGGUGCACACGGGCGAGAAGCCCUAUGGCUGCUCCACAUGCGGCGAGAGCUUUACCCAGUUGUCGGGGCUGCGGGAGCACCAGCGGGUGCACAGCAGUGAGCGGCCCUUCACCUGCUCCGACUGUGGCAAAGGCUUCAAGUCGUCCAAGGAUCUGAAGGUGCAUAGGCGCGUGCACACCGGGGAGCGCCCCUACACAUGCAGCGACUGCGGCAAGGGCUUCACCCAGUCCAGCGGCCGGCUGGUGCACCAGCGCACCCACACCGGCGAGCUCCUCUACACAUGCGCCCAGUGCGGCAAGGGCUUCACCCACUCCAGCAACUUCCUGAGGCACCAGCGCAUCCAUACCGGCGAGCGCCCCUACACCUGUGCCCAGUGCGGCAAGGACUUCACCCAAUCCAGCAAACUGGUGCUGCACCAGCGCACCCAUACCGGUGAGCGCCCCUACACCUGCGCCCAGUGCGGCAAAGGCUUCAAAUCGUCCACGGAAUUGAAGUUGCACAGGUGGUUGCAUACCGGGGAGCGGCCCUUCACCUGCAGCGACUGCGGAAAGGGCUUCACCCAAUCCAGCAGCCUACUGGUGCACCAGCGCACCCACACCGGCGAGCUCCCCUACACAUGCGCCCAGUGCGGCAAGGGCUUCACCCGCUCCAGCAACUUCCUGAGGCACCAGCGCAUCCACACCGGCGAGCGUCCCUACACCUGCGCCCAGUGUGGCAAGGGAUUCACCCAGUAUAGUCACCUGCUGGUGCACCAGCGCACCCACACCGGGGAGCGCCCCUUCACCUGCGCCCAGUGCGGCAAAGGCUUCACCCGCUCUGACCGGCUUCUGGAGCACCAGCGCACCCACACCGGCGAUCAUACCUACACCUGUACCCAGUGCGAUCUCGCCACUCCCGUCUGGCAGAUUGAAUAA